CUGGCAGAAAAGAGAAUCAAAAGAAGCCAAAAUGAAGAAAAAGUGUGAUCACUGCACAAUGAAAGGGCAUACUAAAGAAGAAUGCUUCCAGCUUGUGGGUUAUCCAGACUGGUUUAAGAACCCUGGGAAGGGAAAGAUAACACACAAGACAUCAGCAAAUGUGAACAAGCAAGGGAAUGACUUUGCAGGUGACACACCACUUGAGAAAAGCAAUGAGCAUGGUGAAACAAGUGGAGCAAAGUCAGAUCCAAACCUUAUCUCUACUCUGGUGCAGGAAGUGAUGAAGGCACUCAGUGAGAAACAACAUUUAGCAAACUUUGCAGGACCCUAUCAGUAAAGAUGUAAUUGCUGAAGGAAGAGGUGAAGAAGGUCUCUAUAAGCUGGAUUUUGGAAAAGCAGAAGAGAAGAAUAGCAAUAUUAGCAGUAUUAGUGGUAGCAAUAAUGCAGUUAGGAAUAUGAAACAGAACUUGAGUGUGUUACAUGCUAGGUUGGGUCAUGUUUCUUUGUCAAAGAUGAAGCAUUUGAGUAUUUGUCAUUGUAAGAACCUAAAUGAGUAUUUUUGUGA
Spinacia oleracea (spinach) is the source of this 565-nucleotide messenger RNA. RefSeq lists its product as uncharacterized. The transcript is spliced from 2 exons. NCBI's taxonomy places the organism in Eukaryota, Viridiplantae, Streptophyta, Magnoliopsida, Caryophyllales, Amaranthaceae. The coding region runs from base 32 to 337 and encodes 101 amino acids. The record is from RefSeq and is a predicted model, not a curated record.